This is a messenger RNA of Branchiostoma floridae (Florida lancelet), 2459 nucleotides long. Its product is annotated as T-box transcription factor T homolog 1. Gene Ontology annotation, cellular component: nucleus. The coding region runs from base 269 to 1618 and encodes 449 amino acids. The record is from RefSeq and is a predicted model, not a curated record. The transcript is spliced from 7 exons. Lineage: Eukaryota; Metazoa; Chordata; Leptocardii; Amphioxiformes; Branchiostomatidae. Gene Ontology annotation, molecular function: RNA polymerase II cis-regulatory region sequence-specific DNA binding; DNA-binding transcription factor activity, RNA polymerase II-specific. Gene Ontology annotation, biological process: mesoderm formation; regulation of transcription by RNA polymerase II; heart morphogenesis.
CAGUAGUAGCAGAGUUCCGGUAGGGGGCGCGGUUUGAGUUAGCGGCCACACUGCGGGCAUCCCCGCGCAUACAUUAGCAGCCGGCAGGUCACAAAGGCGAACCUGUGCCUCCCCGUCGUUAUCUUCAUUCAUACACACAGUGCAUAAAUACCGCUGCAGUGCUAAUUCUUCCACCCAGUCUCUCCUUCGUGAGAACGUGACAGUUUUCUCGACUCUCCGAAACUUUUUUUCCGAGAACGUACGCCCGGAGACCAGCGUCAACAACGAGAUGAGUUCUGCGGAAACGAUGAAGCAGCCUACCGCGGCGUCGCCGGACCAGUUCUCGGUUAGCCACCUCCUGAGCGCCGUGGAGAGCGAGAUCUCGGCGGGGUCGGAGAAGGGAGACCCGACCGAGCGGGACCUGAAGAUUACCCUGGAGGAAAAACCGUUAUGGGACAAGUUCAACGCCCUGACUAACGAAAUGAUCGUCACCAAGAACGGAAGACGCAUGUUCCCCGUGCUGAAGGUGAACGUGUCCGGACUGGACCCUAACGCCAUGUACUCCUUCCUGCUGGACUUCACGGCCGCCGACAACCACCGCUGGAAGUACGUGAACGGCGAGUGGGUUCCCGGCGGCAAGCCCGAGCCGUCCGUGCCGAGCUGCGUCUACAUCCACCCCGACUCGCCCAACUUCGGCGCGCACUGGAUGAAAUCACCUGUGUCCUUCAGCAAGGUCAAACUCACCAACAAACUCAACGGUGGAGGACAGCAGAUCAUGCUGAACAGUCUACACAAGUACGAGCCCAGACUGCACAUCAUCAAGGUAGGCGGGCCGGAUAACCAGCGCAUGGUCAGCACGCACACCUUCCCGGAGACACAGUUCAUAGCAGUUACGGCGUACCAGAAUGAAGAGAUCACAGCUCUGAAGAUCAAGUAUAACCCUUUCGCCAAGGCUUUCUUGGACGCAAAAGAAAGAAGUGAUGGGAAGGACGGAAUGGAAGAUUUGCAAGAUCAACCACAAUAUUCUCAACUCGGAGGCUGGUUCCUGCCGGGUACAGGCCCCAUCUGCCCGCCGCCCAACCCUCACCAGUUCGCCCCGUCCCUCGGCCUGCCCAGCCACGGCUGUGACAGAUACAGCACUCUGAGGAACCACCGCUCGGCGCCCUACCCGCACCCGUACCAGAGAAGCUCUCCUCCAACUAACUACGGACACGACACGGCGGCCAGCCUUCCCAUGAUGCCGACGCACGACAACUGGUCGGGCCUGCCGGUCUCCACCCACAACAUGCUGUCCAUGUCAGCCAUGCCUCACACCACCACAUCCACGCACGCGCAGUACCCCAACCUCUGGUCCGUCUCUAACAACAACCUGACGCCCACCACGCAUGCGCAGACGCACAUGUCCGGCACCAUGGGCACGGGGCUGCCGCACCAGUUCCUGAGGACCACCGCGCCUGCGCCCUACCAUUCCAUCCCCACCUGCACGGUACCGACCACGGCGUCCAGCUCUCCGGUGUACCACGACUCGCACGAGGUGUCUUCCACGGACAGCGGGUACGGGCACUCCACUACCCCACCCGCCCCGCAGACAAGGAUAACCUCAAACAACUGGAGCCCUAUGACUCCACCAUCGCUCUAAAUAUAAUAUCCUACCAACAAAAGUGGAAAAAACAUUGUACAAAUUCAAAAUAAGCUUUAUUUUAGUUGUAUAGAAUGCGUGCUCUCUUGCUUUAUCUUGCCAAAGAUACCAAAGAACCGAAAGUUUGAGCAUAACCUUUGUAUAUUUAAGACCCUGAGCAAUGUCUUUCCUCAGGUAGCUUGUGGUAAAAAUGCUAACAGACAGAUUGUAUUACGUGUAUAUACUUAUACCAAAGCUGUGGUCUGAAAUUAUAUACUAGCUUUUGUUGCAUACCGUAGAUUUUAUCAGAGAUACGUAUUUUUGCAAGAGACAUUUGUAUUUAAAGAAAGCCCAAGAGCAUUACUUAUUUAUUGAUAUUUUUUAUCCUCGCUUCUUACAUUAUCUGUAUAUAGUUGUACAGUUUGGGUGACAUUUUGCACUACCUUAUUAUCGGAAGUAGUAAAUUACCGCUGCUCGCCUGACCAACUCGUCAACCUGUUACUUACCUGGAUUACCCUUAAUUGUGCAGACAAACAGAUAGCAAGCCAGCACUUAAGGCACGUGUUAAAUCACCUGCCGGCUAUUUGAACUUUUAAGCCACUCCAUAAGAGGUGAUUCACACCAAUACGCGAGACACCUCCGAUAAAAGGUGCCACAACCUGCUUUUACACCCUGCACCAAGAGAAAAACUUCCGACACUUUUGUAUUUCUGUAUCAGCUUGGCGACAAGAACUUGCAAGAAUUGCGGUGGGACAAUCAGUGAUUGUGUUGUACCUUUUGUAAACGUAGCUUUUCUACCUGUUGUCAGUAAAAAGGAGGGUUAAUAAAGACGUAUGUUGUGCGUUUGUUUGGGACAGAAAGA